Fulmarus glacialis (Northern fulmar) is the source of this 495-nucleotide messenger RNA. Its product is annotated as carbohydrate-responsive element-binding protein-like. Gene Ontology annotation, biological process: regulation of transcription by RNA polymerase II. The record is from RefSeq and is a predicted model, not a curated record. Gene Ontology annotation, molecular function: protein dimerization activity; RNA polymerase II cis-regulatory region sequence-specific DNA binding; DNA-binding transcription factor activity, RNA polymerase II-specific. Gene Ontology annotation, cellular component: nucleus. The transcript has 4 exons. The annotation marks the transcript as partial. NCBI's taxonomy places the organism in Eukaryota, Metazoa, Chordata, Aves, Procellariiformes, Procellariidae.
GCAGCAACUGGCCCAAGCCCGGCCAGGCUUCCCCAGGACCUGCUGUGAGGCUGGGCACUGGCAUCUCCCUGCACCACCCCGUGUCCCGUCGGGGUAGGCCUGAGUCCAGCAAGGUCAGCAAGGCCACCACCUUGCAGAAGACAGCUGAGUACAUCUGCAAGCUGCAGCAGGAGCGGGCGGCCCUGCAGGACGAGGCUCAGCGGCUGCGGGAGCAGAUCGAGGAGCUCAAUGGCUCCAUCAACCUGUGCCAGGAGCAGCUGCCGGCCACAGGGGUGCCCAUCACACGCCAGCGCUUCGACCAGAUGCGUAGCAUGUUCGACGAGUACGUCCGCUCCUCCACACUGCAGAACUGGAAGUUCUGGAUUUUCAGUAUCAUCAUCCGGCCCCUCUUCGAGUCUUUCAACGGCAUGGUCUCCACGGCCAGCAUGGAGAGCCUCACCCAGACGUCUCUCGCCUGGCUGGAUCAGCACUGCUCCCUCCCAGCGCUUCGGCCAA